AUGCCAGAGGUCACACAGCCAUUCGAUCGGCUCUCUGCUGAUCUGGUAGACAUGCUGGGUUCUGCUAAUGGUAUGGUUGAGCGCAGCAAUCGUGUCAUAAGAGAUUCGUUAGCAACACUUAUGGAUCAGCACCCUAACUGCUGGAACGAUCUGCCAUACGUAAGACUGGCGCUGAACACAGCGCUGCAUCGUAGCAUCAACCAAAAGCCCCUUUAUCUACUUACAGGCAGAGACUGUUACUUCCCAGGAAACCUUACGAAUUAUGAAGAUGCGGGCGAGGAUGCCGCGAGGACGCUGCGAGAGAGGCUGAAUGACGCCCGAGAGACUGCAGACCAGGUGUCAAGAGACUCCAGAGAUAGGCAGGCGCGAGAUCAUGACAGGCGUGUGAGACGGCAUGCAGGAUUUGACGUGGAUGACCACGUCCUGGUGAGAGAAGAUCGUCUGAGAACGCGAGGUCCGAGCGCAGCUUUGAGGCCUCGGUGGAACGGUCCCGCGAGCGUGCUGAAGGUCAUCCGUCCCGUGAACUAUGUGGUACAGAAUCCGUACAUCCUGCGGGCGAAGUGA
Molecule: messenger RNA, 564 nt
Organism: Penaeus monodon (black tiger shrimp)
Lineage: Eukaryota; Metazoa; Arthropoda; Malacostraca; Decapoda; Penaeidae
Exons: 2
Coding region: 1-564 (187 amino acids)
Molecular function (GO): nucleic acid binding
Source: RefSeq, a predicted model, not a curated record